CUCGAUGGCUCAACAAAAUGGCGACUGCCUUUAGUGGAAAUACGUUUGUUUUUUGCGUAUUUAUUCUAUUUGUUCCCUUUACUCUGGGUAGAAAUCAUCGAAUACAACUAAAGGUAUAGUCUUUUAAUGAAAUUAGAUCAUUCUGUAGUGUUUUUGUUCCCUUAAUCUUUUAUUUAUCGCUUGUUUUUAUACGUGCAAUUUAUAGGAUGAAACUAGACAGACGAUCGAGUUGAGUAAGUUCGGAUUUCUUCAGAAUGGAGUUCUCAAAGUGAACUUUACCAAUAUGCGGUUUAAGAAGAAAAAUUCCGCAAUCGUAAGUAUAUUUUGAUAUCGAGCAGUGAGGGCGCAAAUUUCAAUAACUUAGUUGAAUUUAGCUUUUCGCAUUAAAAAGCUCAGGCAGCGAAUUUAGCUGAAUACUCAAGCCAAUUGUUAACUUUCGGUUGUCGAUUCCCUUUCAGCUUGGUUUUUCCCUGGAAAAGACUGGAAGUGAUGGUAUUUCCCCUUACAUGGUAAGAACAACUUAGUGUAUAUUUUACCGAUAGGGGUUGAGCAAUCAGGUGUGACACUAAAAACUAAUAUAUGUUACAAAGGUCUGACUCGUUCAAAGGGAAGCAACGACAUGAAAAACUGUUUGGCCUGUAGCAUUUGCAGAAAAGGGUCUAGUCGCUGUGCCGUUAUUAAUUUCGGAUCGACGCGUUAAGUUUGUCGCCGUGAGUACAAUGAGGAAAACUUCCCAACUGCUUAAAGGCUGUAAGGAACAUCUGACAACUCUGGAAGUGUGGUAGGGGUGAUUCUGUGAUAUGGAGACCUUCCUGUUUUAAAUACAGAGUUGAUGUCUUAGAAAUCACCACAAACUCUAAGGGCUCCAGUUUUUCCAAUUGUGAAUAUGAGCUUCUAACAUUACUUACAAUGAGUAUUAAACAGUAGAAAUGAACUUUUGAAGUUAUAUUUAUGUUAAUUACAAGGUAUAUAUCUUUGUGGUUUUUUAUUUUUUUGAGGGCCUGUUUAUGAUAUUACUUGAGAGAUGCCAUUUUAUUGCAACCCAUAGGCUUACUGUCCACAAUAAUCCAAAAAAUUUUCUUUUCAAAAUAGAGAAAGGUCUGAUUCUUAAUUCUCGCCUCUAGCUUCUACUCAUUUGCCUGUAAAUUAAUUACAAUUAGUUGGUGAUAGAUCAAGAUAACAGCUUUUACCUGUAUCAGUUUGAGUAUUCUCAUUACCUGUUUGCUAGAUAAUGUAUUGAUAUUAUAGGGAGAAGUUACAUGUUUAUCACAGACUUCUGGGAGUUAGAGGGUUAGCUCCUAAAAUCUGACUGCAAGUUUCCCCUCUUUCUGCUACUCAUUUCCUUGUAAAUUUAUUACAAGAAUUUUGUGUUUGAUCAAGAGAACAACCUCUCCCUGAUAAAUUUGAGUACCCUUGUCAGCUGUUUGCAUGGUAAUGUUUGGAUUUAAGAAGGAGAAGUCACAUGUUAAUCACUUCAAGGAAUUAAAGGGUUAAGGGGAUAAAUGAUGAAUCACCACCCAGCUUUGCAUUUUAGUGUGGACAGAAACCGUUUGAUUUUGGAACCUUUUUGAGAAUAUUGUUGCAAAUGCUCUAAUUAUAUAUUUUCAUUAGCCUCUAUGUGGACAUGUCUUUUGAGAUGAUUAAAGGUCUUCUGGGAGGGGGAUUGUGCUAAUGUGGACAAAUACUUUUCCAUCUGGCCCCAGUUGUUCGGAGGUCAGAUAACACCAUCCAUUGGAUGAAUCUCUGUCUGGUAAUUAAUGCUAUAUGCCAUCACUUAUUUGCUGGAUAGCGAUUUAUCCAUUGGUUAGCAUUAUCUGCGAUAUACAACUGGGCCCUGGUUGUUUUUUGUGCACACUAGGAAAAAAUUACUGCUUUGUUCUUAGAAUUAAUUUUAUAGUGAGUAAACAGGAUUAGAGGUCAAGGAAAAUAUCAACAGUCAUACUGGAGAUGAAAUUUUUUACUUGGGAAUGAAAUUGAACUGCACCAUAUAUAAAUGCAAUCAUUUAAAAGUAAAUAAAAAAAGGUUCUUCUCCUUACACACAAACAGAUGCAAAAAAAAUUUGAAUGGAAAGGUCUGCCUGUCUUAAUUAUAUAAUGUAUAAGAAAUCCACAUCGUACUUCACUCUGCUGUGUGACUUUUCAGUGAUAGAUCACAGAUGACGUCAAAAUGUAGCAAGAACCACAAAAAAGUGGUACAAGGCACAGCUGAGUACAUCACUAAUGUUCUUACCAUAUUUUGACAUCUUUUGAAAUCUGUUACUGAACAGACCCAUGGCAAUAGGGAAUCUAAUUGUUUUAUAUAAGAUAGUAGCUAAAUAUCAUUAAUAGUGACAUUACCUAUGUGUCUGUUUUUCAAUAGAUCAUAAGACCCAAUAAAAAUGCAUGUGUUAUUUUUCUUAUUCAUUUACUUUUUUAUUAUAUAAAUAUAUAUAGUACAUGUGCAUAAACUUCAAUUUAUUUAUUUAUUUUUCCACAAACUUGUAGGUUUGAUUUAAUUUAUUUCAUGAACUUUUUCAGGAGCAACAUUCUGAUAAAUGUGUUCUCAAUGAUCCAGAGAAGAUUACUAAUGUGAACCAGAUAUCAUUGGCAAUUCUCAAAUUUGAUCUCAGUGGACCAGAGUAAGAUACAUUUACAUUUUGUCUAAUGUUGUGUCUUUGAUUGCCUCCAGUUCUAGUAUUGUCAUGCUUAUUUGAUCAUUGUAUGGAAUAUACACAAAAUGAAUAUUAUUAAUGGUUAGCGUUUUGCUUAUUGCUUUUUUUUGGAUUUUUUCAAGAGGUCUGCCUUUUGGAUCACUUAAUUUUCUUUUUUUUUUUUUACUAAGACAGUUUUUCCUUUGAAGUGUCAUUUGAUAAUGUUGAUAUCUUGCUACACAUACAUUUAGUGACUGUUGUGAUUAAAUCUGAAAACAGUUCUUUAGUUCAGAGGUAGAUCAAUAUUAUUUGUGGUGUACAUGCAUUAAAUAAGUCUACAUGUCUCUGCAUAAUUGAGCUAGUGCCUGUUGUGCUUGACAAUAUUAAUAUUUGUUUAUUAAGUCUAAACUAACUCCUUUGUGGAUUUGGAAAGCUUAGAGGAGGUUUGCUGGGGCAUUGCCAUGUGCUUCUCUUUUUUUCAAUUUUCUUUUCUACAUGUACUUAGCUUGUUGUUGUACAGUUACAGACACUUUUUCCUCAGUCAAUUCCAAUUAACUGUUUUAUUCUUGCUUUUGUUGAUGGUCAGGAUCAUUAUCACAAAAUUUGGACAUGACUUUGAAAACCUGACUAUUGAUAAAUAUGAACCAGAACCAGAACUUAUGGAAGCUAAAACUACCUUGUCUAGUAAGGAAGGAGAGAGUAUUUCAAGUUCAUCUCCAUCCUCUGAUCAUACUACAACACAAGCAUCAACAACUGUUGUGAAAGCAACCUCUAACACUCCUCCAAAGAACACAGCAACAACUGAUACUUCAAGUACUGUACAACCUUCCUCCAUUGGAAACAAGACUUCUGUGAAACAAAAUAGAAGGAGAAGGGCAGCAGAUAGUACAAAUCCAACAACACUUACUAAAAGCAAAGAAAAAAAAUGGCUUUUGACGCAAAAGAAGAUCAAUGAAUCCAUGUCUGAGAAUGUGUAUUCUGGAAAUGUAAGUUUAAUUGAUUUAAUCUUCUCUUUUCCUCAUCUUAUGCAGGUGCCACAGGGUACAUGUAUGUACCACUUUGAUAAUUUGUUACGUAUCUGUUAUUGCAAGUUACCUGGAAUCCAGUUGUGACAAUCAGUGGUUGGAAAAAGAGUUGGUUUACUCAUAAUAUCAAUCAUUAGACAAAGUGUAAAACUACUAGCAUUCAAUUGCAAUUGCUGCAAUCUGCUUGGCUAUGCUUCUUGCUAUCUAUUCCCUGAUAGAUAGUAAGUAGAAUUAGUAGCCUAACAGCAUACAGUUGUCAGUUAACAAAAUAGAUAAAUAAAUAAAUAAAUAUGAGCUUGUUUUCUUGUUCAGUUUGGAGUGAUGAGUAGAUUUAUUGUUAAACAAUUACGCUAUUUUAUCUCCAUUUUCUAUGCAUGAUACUAUAUUUAGGCUUCACCUUCAUCAGCUAUCACAUGAUCACUUGAACUAAUAAUGUAACUUUUGAAUAAGAAAUGCAUACACCUUAUAUAAUGGUUGAACAUGCGGUAAGCACAGGCAUUUUUCUGGUUGGGUGGUGUUGAAAUUAGUGAGCAAAAUUGCUGCCUGUAUUAUAUUUUUAAACAAUCAAAUAUGAGAUUUGUCAUUCCAUUAAAUAUUACAUUUACUUCAUUUACCAGAAAGUUGGCAUCCAGUUUCUAAAUACUCCCCACAACCUUAGCUGAGCAUGAUAUCGAUUGCACAAGAAGUGUGCAAAGACAAAAACAAAGACAAAAAACAUUUAAAUCUUCUUUUGACCUACCAAAAAAGAUCUGGCAUGCUUUCAGCAUGGCAGUUUAAGGCUCUAAUUUCUGUCCAGCAAAGUAGCACUUAAUUUACUUUUUAAUCAGCCACAAGAAGAUUUACAUGGAUAGCAUAAUAGAGAGCGAAGGUAUUGAUGAUUUUUAACUAUAAGCUAAUGUCCCUCUGUAAUUUUUUUAUAGUUCACAGUCAAGAUUCAGAGGAAGGCUGAGGAGGGAUUGUAUAACUUGUAUUUUCAUAUCUGUCCCAUACCAGGUGUAAAAAAAAAAACAGCUACUGUGAAUAUUGAGGUGAUGUACUUGAUAUUCUUAUUGAUGCAUCCUUAGAUUUAACCAUUUAACCCCCAAGAGUGACUAACAUCUAAUUUCUCCUUACAAGUCAUUCCUGAAUCACACAUUAAGGUCAAACGAUUUAAAGAAAUGAUCAUGAACCAAGAAAGCUCUUGAUUAAACAAAUUCUCCUUGUCAGCAACUAUUAAAAUUUAUGGAGAGCAGUUUAGAAAAUAUGCAUACUGAUUGCAGAACCAUGUGUGUAAAAGGUAUUUUCAUUCUACUUAAAAUUACAUCUACAAAUACAUACGAAUACAUAUUAAAAUUAAUUUAUGUAAUUUUUUUUAUGAAUUUUGAGUUGCUUUAACACAAGCUGAAGUUGAGAUUCAUGUGAAGUGUAGCACCAAAAUAAUUUCAUUCAAUGAAAUAUAAUAUUCUUUUGAAUAUUUUCUCAUUUGUUUGGGUUUAAAUAAAAUAUAUUUUUUUAAUUUCAAUCCAUCUUACCAAUAGAUUGACAUCAAAGAGAAAAAUGGUAAAAACUUUCUGUCUGCUGGAGAGGUGAGGGCAGUGUUACACUGCAUGCUGCUGUAAUUUGUAUGUCAUAAUUUGAGAUCCUUUUUCCCCAAAAAAAUAUAUUAUUUUACACUUUAAACUAAAACUUGUUUAUAAACUUCAUGAUUACUAUUUUCUUUCAGUAGUACAAAGCUGUAUUUUGCUCCAAUUCAACAAUGGGCUACCAUUUAAAACAUCAGCUUAAGAAACUCUUUACAGUGGCCAGUAUAUAUUUAUCAACUCAGUUCAUAAAACCAAAUUAUCUUAUAAUACCUUCUACCAACAAAUGACCCCAGUUUCAUUGGAAACUUUCCCCUUCAAUGCAUUCAUUGGUACUUUGUGUUAGUGUGUAAAGUUAAAAUGCAGAGUACAAUGUUACAACUCAGUCCUAAGUUUUCCUGUAAAAUACAGUCCAACCACUUGAAAAUGGCUAUUCAACCCUUGUAGGUGUAGAGAAGGGGAAUGCUUUCCCUCUAGUUUUUUUUUCUUUUCUGGUUUUUAAUGUUUGACAGCUACACUGUAUUAUGUAUGUUUCUUUUUUUGAGUCCAUUUGCUAGACAAGUUCUAAGAUCAUUUACUGCACCUGUGCUAAAUUUCUGUCAUUAAUCUAACACAGGAACCUUUACCAUAUAUGUUUGGUAUUCUAUCUGUGCUCUUCUUUGGAACAGCAAUUUACUGGCUUCGUGUUCUUCAGAAGAACAAGUAAGUUGAAAUAACCCUUUGAGCAGCUUCUUGUAUUAAUUACAUUCAUAAAUUGACUGGCUGAUGGGGCAUUUGUUAUAUGUGAAAUUAAGAUUUUGUCCUGUAUAUAUUAUUAUUUAUAAAAUAUUAUAACAGAGAUUCACAGUGAAUUCAGUUCUUUCAUUGACUAACUUCUAUCACAAAAAAUAUCAUUUUUAGACAUGAAUUAUUUAGUCAUAAACUGUACUGUAAAAAGCAUAUAUUCGUUUUUCUGAGGAUACCACCAUGCUGAAUAGAAAAUUUGAUCUUAAUUCACACAUUUAUAGCUAUUGUCUGUGAGUGUAUGUGACCUUGUUCUGCUUCUGUAAUAGGGAUUUCACAUACAAAGUACAUUACAUGAUGUUCAUCCUGAUCCUUUUAAAAUCUCUUGAUCUGAUGUUUCAAGCAGUAAGUAUCUGGUGCUACCUGAUGUCAAAUUGUAUCAUAAAUGGCCGAUAGGUCACACGGUUUUGCCAAUUUUAAUUUCCCGUAUGAUUGUGGGACAAUACCAUUCAAAAAGUUUAUGGCAAAAAAAAUAAUCCCUGUUGUAGCGAAGAACAUGGUUCCAACAAGUACUGGACAUUAUUUUUAUUGCAAUGAAGCAAAUAUAUCAUCUUGCAUAAUUGAUGGGUUAAAAUGUUUCCUGUUUACAGAUACUUUUCUUAUUUGUGUUUAUCAUUUACUUUGAUGAUUUGGGUGAAAUGCUACUUUUAUGAUUUAGAUGUAACAUUAUCCUUAGUCAUGAAAAUGACAGCUAUUUUUCUUAAUUAUAUGAUUUCAAGUGCAAUUUAGUGUCAAUAAGCACAAGUAAAUUUCCCUGUGGGUUCAAGCAAUUUUGUUUUCUUUUAAGUACUUAUUUACUGCAAAUUGCAUGAGAAAUUGUGUUGUUACUUGUAAUUACGGUAUUUACUUGUAUAAGUUGAACUCGUGUAUAAGUCAACCCCCAUUUUUAAGUUAAAAAAUCGGGUUUUUCAUCAUUUUUAGUCAAAAAAGUAAAAUUCAGACAGAUAGAAAUUUCUCAAAAGUUAAUCUCUUAUUUCUGGGAAUGUAUUGAAAACACAGGGAAUUAAAAAACUGCAGAGCAAAAUGUAGCCAAGUGCUUUGAAGUUGAUCAGCACUUGUUUAUAUCACCACGAUUUUACAUGAAAAAGCAUCACAGAAAGUUAGGACCCACAAACUUUUGACAGCAUGUGUAUGUUAUUUGUAAUUUACACUUGUGUUGCAUUCAAAAUGCUCUCAUUUCCAGCCCACGAGUGGCACUUAAUUUUUUUUUCAUGCAUAUUAUUAGCAUUGAAAUUGCAUUUUCUUGACUGAAGCAAUACUAACUCAGAUGAAACAUUGUAAUAUCACCAAAAAAGGUGCAUGUGUACUUGUAGCUUACUUUGGUGCUGCUUUAGACUUUCUUUGUAGUUUGAUGUUAAGUGUUAUCAAUUUUUAUGGAGUUUGUCUUUUGGUUAACAUCUCAAAUUAAGUUUUGUCCCAUCAUACAUGUUGUACAAAAGAGAAACAUGCAAAAUAUAUCUUUGUACUCUGGGAAUGUCUGGAUGAGGGUAAACAUGUACUUUUGGAUAACUUUUAGUCAUGAAACUUUAUAUUUUUUUCUCUGAACAGGUGAAUUAUCACUUUAUUAGUAGAGAUGGUAAACCAGAGGAAUCUUGGGAAGUGCUCUACUACAUCACACAUCUGUAAGCUUUAUUAGUCAGUCAGGGCUGUGCUCUAGCAGAGGCCAGGUGCCAUAGGCCAUUAAUUUGUACCUUUGGUGACUGUACAAUACUGCUCUCAUCAAAGUCUUUGACCCUUCAACCCCCAUGAUUGACUGAGACAGAAUUCAUUGUCACAAUACCAAGCAGACAAUUCAUUACAAUAAAUGAAAAUAUCAAUUAGAGGAUUAUUGAUUGAUCCAUUACCAAAUUCUCUGAACUAAAAUGAGAAUUGUAUGGCAGACAGUAAAGAGAAUUACUAAUGAGAUCUUGGGAGUGAAAGGAUAAAGAGCUGGGCACUUCAGAUUUUGAGACCAAAGUCUUCACGCACCUGGUUAAUCUUUUAAGAGCACAGCCUUGUUAGCAUUGUUGAUUACAUUAAUGACCUUUGAUUAUGUCAGCUGAUGAAACGUGACAAAGGUAUGGGCAGGGGUUACAAACAAUUUUUCCAAAUAACUUUGGUUAUAAUUUGGUGUUCAUACUCUAUCCUUUGACAUGUAACUCCCAGAGGUGAUUUACUUGCACCUGCAACUCCUCCUCACAAUAUUAAUACAUUAAUUGAAGGUGACGCAAAUUGACAUAUUUUUCAACUAGGAGCUGUAGUCUUGAAAUAAUAUAGAAUUUUCUUAGCUUAUUGUUUUAUAUGGAAAGGUACUUAAAAAUUGCAUAGCAAAAUUGUGUCAUCUAAAACAGAGAAAAGAAAGCAAAGUUUUUGUGACAUUAGUUGUGUGUAAUAUUUAGUUUAUGGUAUAAAACUGAUUGUUUAGCACAGUGUAAGUCAAUGCCAGAGUGAAUUAAUAUUACAUUCCAGUAAGCGAGAUCUGUUCUAUUUCCAUUUUAGAUUGAAAGGGGCAUUACUGUUCACAACCAUUGUCCUUAUUGGUACUGGCUACUUUUUCAUCAAGCAUGUGCUGUCGGACAGAGACAAAAAGAUAUUCUUGAUUGUCAUACCACUGCAGGUAAGAAUAAUGCACAAUCCUCAUUACCUAGUAACAUAUUUUCAAGAAGUUUCUCACUGAUAUACACAAACUGAUGGAAGCUAAAGCCCUAACAUUUCUGCAGGGAAGGUGUAGGGCUCUUAACUUUUCAUUUACAUUAGGUCAGACCUUUAGUCUGUGUUAGUUAGUUAAGAUGGUAAAAAGGGCUCUCUGAAUGACUUGUUGAUGUCAUAGCAUAUCAGAAGCAUACCAAAUGCAGUACAUGUACCACAUCCAUAGUUCCUAAAUAUGAGGUUAUCAUGGUUCAUGUUUCUCAUGGUGAGCAUGAGAACAGUGUGUGAUUUUUAAUAAUGUCUUUAAUUAUUGUUUCUCGAAUUUAUGUUUAUUCUAUUUCAAUCUCAUAUCCUGGGAGAUUUUGUGGCACUUUAAGUGAAGAGAGGUUUCAGUGAAUGCCCAGACAUAUUAUUACCAAGUGCUGUGGAAAUCUUGUGAAUCAAAUCUUAACAGGAGGCAUUCAGAGGUGCUUCAAGAGGCAAUAGACUGCUGGUAACUGGCUUUUAUUGAAAUUCCUGUGGAGGAGUUGCAGUACUGUUUGUCCCUUGAUGCUAAGACCCGCAUGUGUCUGCUGCUGAGCAUGACAUCUUUUUUGUUGUUUUUUGAACAAUUACCAGUAUUAUUUUAUUAUUCAUACAAGUCGCAGGCAUUUGGUUUCUUAUUAAAUAUUCCCCUUUUUGUCCAUUGUAGAUUUUAGCCAACACAGCUCAGAUUGUGAUGGAGUCAACUGAGGAAGCAAACACACAGUAUACAACUUGGAUAUCCUUUAAUAACUUCCAAUAAUUUUGGUAUCAAAAGUAAAUCUUGGACUUUUGCCAUCAGGCAACACAAAGAAACACCUAAUUUGGUGGGGAAGGUGUUGUAAUAUUUGACUAAAUGUGACUUAAGAAGAUUUUUUCCAUUAGUUCUAAUCAUUUCUCCUCAAAAAUUUCACUGUCUUCUUUUUAAAGUUUUAGGAGUCACAGAAAAUUUUCUCAAGUUUUUCAUUUUCCUCCUUCCUUUCCUUCAUUCUUUCCUUCCUAUUUUUCUUUCCUCUUUGAGCAAAUAAAAGACUGCAGACCACAAGGUCACAUGAAAGGCCAAGGAAAAAAAACUCUCAGAGAGUAAAUACCAACAAAAGAAAAUGAUACAUAGCGGCAGAGAUGCGAAAUUGAGUUUGAGUGAGAGCUGUGUUUCAGUUAAGUUAAUGCCUUGACUAUUAUUACAAAGAACUAUUCAUCUUGGUUGACUUGCUUUGCUGUGGUGCAAUUCUGUUUCCUGUUGUAUGGUAAGUAAGAUGUAACUUUAGUGCCAAAUAUUGUAUUUAUAACGGGAGGAAUUUCUUUCGUUUUGAUUCGAAGAGUAUCUGUGUAUGUAAUUUCUCAAUUUGGUCGUUUUCUUAAGAAGUGUUGUAGGGAAGUGAUCACUGUUCAAUUUAUUGAUCACAUGGCUUCCCAUCGUGAAACAAAUCACUUAUUCAUAAGAAAAUCUUAGCUUGGCAACUUGCUAUUAAGCCACACUAUAGGACUACAGUUUUGUUUUAACAUUCUACCCUAGAAUUUUAAGAAUAUUGAACUGAUUAGGAUUAACAUUGUUUGGCAUUUUUCAUGCUGUACAUGUUGUUAAUGGCUGAAAGUGUUUUGGUAAAGGAUUGUAAAGUUGUCAAGAAUCAAACUGAUCGUGUGUUUUUUUCUGAAAGUGUAACCACGCCUCUUCUGCCUUUCAGGUCGAUAAGACACUUACAGGAAGGAUCUCAAACAGACGGCAAAGGUAUAAGACACGUUAUAUGACUGAUAAUAAAACAUUUUUUCCAGCAACAUUUGCAGUAAGAAAGCUAUUUUUCAAAAUACCUAAUUGGGGAUAUUUUCUCCUUUUUUUUGCAGCUGCUCUUAACCUAGCCAAGUUAAAGCUUUUUAGACAUUUCUACGUGAUGGUAAGGUGACCUCUCAAAGUUUAAAAGGGUUUAUCAGCUGUGUAAUGAUAUUUAUUUAAUAUGAAUUUUAGUAAAGAUUUGCUUGCCUUUUUCGCUAAAUGAUUCUCUUAAAAUAGGGGAAUAGUAUAGUGCCCCUUACCCCCGUUACCCAUGUUCCGUAUUUAGGCUACAUGGUCUAAGUACAGUAAUUUCUUAUUGUAUCAGACAUCCAUAUUCAGAGUGUGAAGCUGGGUCAAUAUGUUGCCCAUGAAGACCUUCGCACAGUAAGGUGCUUGGCUGUACAGGCUGGUGUGAAUCCUGUUGAAAUACAACCCAUCACUGUUUUACGCGCUGACACUUACUUUGAACACAAACGAGACUUAGUCGACGCAUCGCAGUUUAAAUUAGAACUGACUACACUAAGAGACAAACAAUAGUUUUGCGAUAGUGUCUCGCCAUAAUGAACAACACGAACAUUUUUAACAGCACUCCAUAUUUUGCAUUUUCUAAUUGGAAACACCUGUAUUCUUUCUUUGUUUUUAGAUUGUGUGCUACAUCUAUUUCACAAGAAUAAUUGUGUAUUUGAUAAAGGUAAGUGGGACCAUCGACACCAAGAAAAGAUGCAAGUUCCACCGUGGAACUUAUUAAUCUCCACCAGUCUUGAAGACAGAAUGUUUUAUUUUAGCUGUUCACGUGCAACUUUGUUCUUGAUGCCACUCCCUUGGAGCCUUGGGAGAAGGGGUUGCUAAGGGCACAAACAGUGGGGAGAACACUGGUUUACUUGCACUCACCUGAAUUCAUUGAAGAGCUUAGUGUAGUUGAACUGUUUUUAUGUUUUUGUUUCAGAUAACAGUGCCAUUUCAGUAUAUGUGGCUGGAUGAUGUAAGUUUUGGUACAGGUUCUUGUAGUAAUCAAAGACGUUCGAUCUUGAUUCUUGUUGAAUUUCGUGCUCAUGAUGAGCACGGAUCCAAUAUUCCAAUGAUGCAACAUCUAGAGAUUAGGUAUGACCAAAGUGCCUUUUUUAAUCCAUCUUGGGUCAUUGUGCAGUGUUCUUGGAAAACACUCUUUGCAUCCCCAACCCAGAAAUAUCAACAGAUACCAGUAAAAUGUCAGCAAAUCUAACGAAAUGUGGUUGGUGCAGCAGAAGCCAAGAUUUCGUUCCCGUUUAAUAUCUUACCUAUGCUUUUCAACUCUUGAAACUAUUAAAAAUACAUGUUUCAUUUCAGUUCUUCAACAAUGCAGCAUCGUUUGUCUUCUUUGUACUGACUGGGUAAGAAAACAAUGUUUAAAGUUCUUUAAUUGAGUUUCAAAUCUAGAGUGUUGUUAGUUGAUUAGAGAUAAAUUGUUAUCGUCGUCACCAACAGUGACGGGUGAUUACAUGAUUUAUAACAUCUACGGUGAUCUUUAUGAAUGUAUGUUACUAGAUCUUAAAAAUGACCCUUGUCUUCUGACUACCUUUUGUCUCCCUAAUCCCCAAUACAACUGGAGAAUGCUCACCAUAAUUGCUGCAAAUUUUCAUUCUGUUGAACAAAAUUUUCUAGGAAGGGCUGUUAGUGGUUUCAGAAGCGAUGAUGCUAAUCCCCCUUCCCCUCCCUCCCCCCUGGCCUCUCACAUCGGUCUCUCACAUCAUGUUUAGGCGAUAAAAUUACUGCAGUUCCAUAUUUCGAAUGAGACUGCAAAGAAAAUUGACCGCAAUCUUAGGAGGUUAAAUUUAUUGGAAAAUAAUUGAUGCUUUGUUAUAAAGUGAUAGUAGCCGUAUUUUAUUUCGACUAUACCACGAUGAAUGUUUGUUCCGUUAUUACGUGUAAAUAUAGCUUUAAGUUCCGACCUGCUCCGGACAAUCCUUAUCUUCAUGUACCACAAGACGAAAGUGAUGGCGAAGUGGAGAUGGAAGAAGUGUAAGUUCUUUGUGCUGAUUUUUUUCUAAGUGUGCUCGACGUUUGAAGGGCAAAGAGAAUCCUGUUUGUUGCUAAAUAAUUUUCUGCUUGAUUGUUUCAGGGUUACAAAUGCAGGAAUCGCCGAUGGCGUGACGAGACUGCAGCCGUCGUCAAACGGCAAAAGAAUAUUUGAAACUGCGUAAAAAUUGCGACAACCAAUCACUUUCUUUGUGUGCUAAGUGGGUGGAUUUUCCCACGGGCGUAGCUUAGGUGGGAGGAGAUUGACUGGGAAUUAUUGUGUUGGUGACUUCCUUUUUAGUGACAAAGAAAUAUUUGCUAAUUAAAAAAACACCCCAACAUACUCCGAAAUGUUAGGAAGGCACUUGUUUCUCUUCCUCCUUUCCCCCCCCCCGUAUGGGAAAACGCAUACCCCAAGGGGUGACUCUUGUAUUUUAAUCUUUCUAGAAGCGAUUUGAAUCUCCAGUAAGUUACAUAUGGUUAAAUAUGAGAGGAUAUAUUUUGAAACAUCAUAUCUGUGCUUGUAAUCGUGUUUAUGCGAGACUAAUGAGUUUGUGCCCAAUGACACACACACAGAUAUUUAACUAUUCUCUCAAAUAUUACUUACUGUUAUUUGCAUCGCAUGGUCGUUAGAAAUAGAUGAUAAAUUUUUGCCGCGCCUUGCCAAUCACAAAGUCAUAUUGAGCAAUAGAUUACUAUAUUAAUACUUGAUUGAAGAGGAAUCAUGAAAGGUCUAUCUGAACUUACUUAUAUAUUUAUAAGAAUCUGAAGUGCUUAUUAAACUUAGGCUAAGUAGCGUGCUCGCCAAAUAUACUUCAGAACUCAUUUAAACAAUGAGCAUUAGGUAUAGGGUGUAAUUUAUCAUAGAUUUACUUGGUUUUGACAUUAUGUCGUUUGUUUUUUUGUUUGUCUUUUUUUCGUGGGAAACACGGUGAUCUUAUGGUUAACGGGCUGUUUUCCACAUUGAUCUGCAUUUGAUUCAUGACUGGGAUUAAUCUGACUAUCUUGUAUUUAGGCAAGGUAUGUUAACACUCGCACGGUGGAUUUUCUAUCUAUGGUUAUAAAUGGGUAAUUCCAGACUUGGGUGGUUGUCGGUGCUUUCUACAGCAGUUGCACUUGCGCAUUUCCCGUUUGAAAUGUGUUCUGAUUUUACGAUAAAUGUUCGCACCGUUUUCUCCUUAUCUUGCGAAAUGUUUAUCGGUAGCUUAUUGUUUAUCGGUAGCUUAUUGUUGUAGAUAUUUUUCAAGUGUAAGAGCUUUCUCCUGUUCCAACAUCCGACGAUGAUAUUUUUACUCAAUCAAAGUCUAUUGAUACCCAUCGACUAUAAAUUAUUAGGAACCAAAUCCAAGCAAAUUUUUCUUUAUAAUCUAGUUUAGUAAAAAUUAUUAUAACUGACAUUCCUUGCUGUUUGUUUGUUUGGUUUUUUUCGUUUGGUUGUUAGCCUGUGGUUUGCUGUCAACCCUUCAAAGAGGUUCUUAACCCUUUACACCAUAACAUCAGCAUGCAUAUUCUCAACACCUCAUCUAUACAUUUCGAAAAAAAUUGACAAGGAGAAUUUGUGUAACAAUUCAGAGCUUCUCUAUUUGGUUAUCAUUUCCUUUAUUUUCGUUUGAUUCAGGGGUCCUAUUGUAGGAAUUAGGAAUUAGAUGUCACUCUUAAGGAACAAAGGGUUUAAAGAUGGCUUAAUAUGUAGUUCUUAACAAUAUAUUAUUGAAAUGACAUGAUGAUAUUUUGUAUUCGUCCCAUGA
Pocillopora meandrina is the source of this 14160-nucleotide messenger RNA. The record is from the annotation of a GenBank genome assembly. NCBI's taxonomy places the organism in Eukaryota, Metazoa, Cnidaria, Anthozoa, Scleractinia, Pocilloporidae.